Molecule: messenger RNA, 711 nt
Organism: Debaryomyces fabryi
Lineage: Eukaryota; Fungi; Ascomycota; Pichiomycetes; Serinales; Debaryomycetaceae
Product: 21S rRNA (uridine2791-2'-O) methyltransferase
Exons: 1
Biological process (GO): RNA methylation
Cellular component (GO): mitochondrion
Molecular function (GO): rRNA (uridine-2'-O-ribose)-methyltransferase activity
Source: RefSeq, a predicted model, not a curated record
AUGAUAAGAAGAAUUACAUCGUCGACACUCGGUAAUGAUUCUUUCACUAGAGUUUUAGGAUUGAGAUGGAAGUCUAAGUCUAUUUCAUCAUCUAGAUGGUUAAAUCGCCAAAAAAAUGAUUCGCAUACGAAAGAGUCAAAAUUGCAGAACUAUAGGUCAAGGGCGGCAUUCAAAUUGAUGGAGAUCGAUGAUAAAUACAGGAUAUUUAACAAAAACUCUAAAAACAUAGUCGAUUUAGGGUUUGCUCCUGGUGCAUGGACCCAAGUUGCGAUUGAACGUACUAAAUCUUUGAACAUUAAUGCAAAUAUAAUAGGUGUUGACUUAAUCAAUUGUAGCCCACCAGAAGGAGCAAGCUUCAUACAGGGAGAUAUUUUGUCGAAAAAGACGCAUAAUAAUAUUAAAGACUUCUUUAAUACCAAGAAAAGCGAAAGUGAGCUUGAAACAUGGCCUGUUGACUUGAUAAUAAGCGACAUGAUGGCCAACACAUCUGGAAUUAAGGAUAACGAUCAUUAUGCAAGUAUGGAGCUAUGUGAUGGGGCGUUGAUACUAGCAAGUGCGCUAUUGAAUAAGAAUGGUAGCAUGGUAAUGAAGUUUUAUACUGGAAAGGAAGAUGGUUUACUAAAAGACAAAUUACAAAAAAUGUUUCAUAAGGUAUUCAAAAUGAAACCUUCAGCAUGCAGGGAUGAACUGAGAGAAAUGUAUUACAUUGGU